Messenger RNA from Cetraspora pellucida, 214 nucleotides. The record is from the annotation of a GenBank genome assembly. Lineage: Eukaryota; Fungi; Glomeromycota; Glomeromycetes; Diversisporales; Gigasporaceae.
AUGGGUCAAGAAAUCGGAAAAGAGUAUGGCACCACUGGAGAUACUGAUGAUGAUAAUGAAGAGGGAGGAAACAUGGUGGCCGUAAAGUUAACAAACUCUUGUAAAGGUAAAAUUAGAGAUGAUACGUCAGGGAUCGGAGCGGGAACAUGGUUGGUGGUAGCAUCAGGAGAAGGUGCAAAGGAAGCAACAACGGAAGAAGCCUUAGCUAGGACUG